UUUGUUUUUAUUUUAUUCAAAUUUAAUUGAAAAAACAAUUCCAAAAUGAUCGAUUCUUGACAUUGGUUAUCAAAAUUGUUCCAGUUAUUUUUAUGGAAAGAAUGGAUCAAUCAAACAAUACAUUAGAAUUUAAUUUAAAUUAAUCGUUUUUAACCAUUUUAAUAUACUGUUUUUUUCUAUUGAAUCGAUUCUUAGAAAAAAGAAUCGAAACCAUUUGUAUUUUACCGGUAUGACACUUGAUUCCGAAAUUGAUUCCGGUGAUAUAAAAGAAACGGAACAACAAAAACAGUUAGAAACAACGGUGACCAAAGAUGGCCAUAUUCAAAGUCAAGCCACUAAUUUAUCGCCAAAGAAACAGGAAUAUAUUCGAUCAACCAGUUCGAUAAUUACCAAAGAAUCUCGAUUAACGGAUGUUGAUAAAGGUAUCAAACGUUAUAAAUCACAAGUGUCUCAGCUUUCAUCUAAAUCGAAUAGUAAUCAAGCAAAACGUUCGAUCAGUUUUGCACUAACUCAUCGAUCAUCAUUACUUGAUUCAAAAUUAGCUUUACAAGCUGUCGAUUAUCCCGAUUCAAUACCAUCAUAUAUGUCAUUCACCUAUUUAGAUAUACUAACAUUAUCAUUUUCAAUUUGUACCUUUCUUUGUGAUUUAAUAACCGAUAUUGUCGUUACUGUAUUCCACUAUUCAAAUCAUGAUUAUUGGUAUUUUUCCUUGACCAUCACAUUCAUUGCCGUGCCAACACUAAUAAUGACAAUAAUGUCAUUACGAUGGUAUAUACUCGAUUCGAAAGAUCCACAUUCUUUGCCAGUAUCAAAAACUCAAUGGGUAUUACGUGUUAUAUUUUUAACCUUACAACUUGGUCCAGUAAUGCGUUAUAUUGACUCGAUUCUUUAUGGAUUUAAAUUUCGUAAACUUAAUGAAGAAAAACAGAAAGCUGCUAGACGUUAUUUUCAAUACAUGAUUUACGAAGAUACUGAUGCUACAAUGCUUCGCCUAUUCGAAUGUUUUAUGGAAGCGGCACCACAAUUAGUGUUACAAAUGACGGUAAUGAUCAUCAAAAUGCCGGAAAAGAAUCGAGAUUGGACAGUUAUGGCUCAAUCUAUUUCGAUAAUAGCUUCACUUGUAUCAUUAUCAUGGUGUCUAGUGACCUAUCUUCGCAUCCUUCGUAUGUCUUUGGCAUCUAAACAGAAUAUGACAUGGCCCGGAACAAUUGUUCAAUUUCUAUGGCGUUUCUUUAUGAUCGCAUCACGUGUAAUGGCAUUGGCAUUGUUUGCAUCUGAGUUUACUUAUUACAUAAGUAUUGUUUGCGGUGUCCACUGGUUGAUAAUGUUCAUUUGGAUCGUCAGCAUGAAAACAUCAUUCUGUACGAAUCGAAUAGAAGAACUAUUCUAUAAUGCAGUUUUGUCCAUCAUAUUUAUUUUCUGUUACUUUAAUCCGGUUGAUGGUCAAUCACGAAAACGUUAUAUAUUCUAUUAUACAGUGAUGUUUAUUGAAAAUCUGAUCAUUUUAUUGCUGUGGUAUAAUGUUUGCGAUCCAUCCAAAUGGUAUAGGCUACCAGCAUUUCUAUUAUACUUUUUUAACUUUUUCAUAUCCUUAAUUUUUAUGACUAUCUAUUAUCUUAAAUUGCAUCCGACACAAAAUAUCAAAAUCUUUCACGAUUCCACUACGACGAAUAUUGAUCCAAAAAUGACUUGUACUAGUAGCAGCAUUCGAUCAAGCCCAGGUUCAUUGAUGGAAACAACAAUGACUAAAUCUUCUACAUCUACUAAUAGUCCUGAUCAAUCACCCAUUAAACAACAAUCUAUCAUAGUUUAUGAGCCAAAAGAUAAACGCAUAGAAUCGAAAAUUAAAUCCACUAAAAGCUCAACAACAAAAAAUUACAAACGACAAUUCAGUGAUGUAUGGACAACUAAUGGCCGUCUUUUACAUCCAAGACCAGCUAUGCCAACUGUGUGAAAAAUUGACAUUUGAUGAUUUUGACAAUAAUGAACUUAUAUAUGAAAAUCUUGUUGACAAAGAAAAAACAUAAAUGUAAAAU
This is a messenger RNA of Dermatophagoides farinae (American house dust mite), 2036 nucleotides long. Its product is annotated as XK-related protein 6. Lineage: Eukaryota; Metazoa; Arthropoda; Arachnida; Sarcoptiformes; Pyroglyphidae. The record is from RefSeq and is a predicted model, not a curated record. Gene Ontology annotation, cellular component: plasma membrane. Gene Ontology annotation, biological process: phosphatidylserine exposure on apoptotic cell surface; engulfment of apoptotic cell; apoptotic process involved in development.